CAGUUUUAUUCAUAUACCAAUUAUAUGUGAUAACUCCCAUCACAGGUAUCAUUUCAUGUGUGUACCAAUUAUUUAAAAAGGCAGGAAAUAUAUGCCUAUUAUUUCUACUCGUUUUUUUUAAAUUUCAACUAUGGAUUUAUUGAGUAAACAAGGACUCAGAACUGAUGGUCGUAGAGCAGACCAACUACGUAGAAUUAGAUGUCGAAUGGGAGUGUUUAGUCAACCAGACGGUAGUGUUUAUCUUGAACAAGGAAAUACAAAAGUGGUAGCAGCUGUAUAUGGACCUCAUGAGAUUCGUACCAAUCGAUCAAAAGCACCUAAUGACACAGCUUUAAUUAACUGUCAAUAUAGUAUGGCCACAUUUAGUAGAAGUGAACGUAAACGUCGCCCUAGAGAUAACAAGUCUGCAGAGUUAACUCUACAUUUAAAACAAGCAAUGACAACUGCUAUUAAGACUGAACUUUAUCCUAAAUCUCAGAUAGAUAUUUUUGUUGAAGUUUUACAAUCAGAUGGUGGUAAUUAUAGCGUUUGUGUUAAUGCUGCUACUUUAGCAUUGAUUGAUGCGGGUAUAGCUAUGGAAGAAUUUGUAAUAUCAUGUACAGCUAGUUUGGCUAAUGGAGAAACACCUUUAGUUGAUAUUAGUCAUCUUGAAGAAACAAUGGGUGGACCUUGUUUGACUGUAGCUAUUUUACCUAUAUCUGGAAAAAUUGCUGUGUUAGAAACAUCACAACGAAUUCAUUUGAACCACGUAGGGCCAGUAAUUUCAGAAGCUGUUAGGGGAUGUCGAUAUACUUACGAAAAAUUAAAUAGUAUUGUGAAAAAGCAUUAUGAAGAAAUUGGUGGUGCUUCAAAUUGGGGAAAUGAAGAGUAUGUUUAGCUUAAGAUUUAGACUUUGAAUUCAUUAAUCAAUCAAGUCAAUUAUGGUAUAAUUACUUUUUUAUAUAAAAUAUAUGUAUUUUUUUUUAA
Molecule: messenger RNA, 966 nt
Organism: Daktulosphaira vitifoliae (grape phylloxera)
Lineage: Eukaryota; Metazoa; Arthropoda; Insecta; Hemiptera; Phylloxeridae
Gene: Ski6
Product: exosome complex component RRP41
Exons: 4
Coding region: 131-877 (248 amino acids)
Biological process (GO): U4 snRNA 3'-end processing; poly(A)-dependent snoRNA 3'-end processing; rRNA catabolic process
Cellular component (GO): cytoplasmic exosome (RNase complex); nuclear exosome (RNase complex); nucleolus
Source: RefSeq, a predicted model, not a curated record